Oncorhynchus kisutch (coho salmon) is the source of this 5519-nucleotide messenger RNA. Its product is annotated as runt-related transcription factor 3. The transcript is spliced from 5 exons. The coding region runs from base 927 to 2120 and encodes 397 amino acids. NCBI's taxonomy places the organism in Eukaryota, Metazoa, Chordata, Actinopteri, Salmoniformes, Salmonidae. The record is from RefSeq and is a predicted model, not a curated record. Gene Ontology annotation, molecular function: RNA polymerase II cis-regulatory region sequence-specific DNA binding; DNA-binding transcription factor activity, RNA polymerase II-specific; ATP binding. Gene Ontology annotation, biological process: chondrocyte differentiation; neuron differentiation; regulation of cell differentiation. Gene Ontology annotation, cellular component: nucleus.
AUCACGGCAGUCUUCACUCUCGCACCACCACUCAGUCAAGCGCCUAUUUCAACCUAGAGAGAGAAUAGUUCACAAGAAAAUAGUUUUGGGAUCUCGACUUACUUUUUAGUUUCAUUAAGGAUAAUAUGUGGCAAGUGGCAGGACAUUUGAUACCGAGGAACAAAAAUCAUUGAAUAAAAAGAAACUUCUUCACUUGACGUCCGCGUGUAACCAUCGGAAUUCUUCGUAUCAAACUCUGCGUCGAGAACUGUGAAUUACUGAGUACACUGUAGCCUACUUUGGCGAGACUCGAUGAGCAUAAUUCAAUUGAAGGAGCUCAUUCAGUCACCGAGGGUGAAACAAGAUUGAGAACAUUCUGCUGUGAAGUUGAAGCGCAAACAAGCAGCACUCGAAUCGUCAGCUUCCGUGAAUAUUGCAAAAACGACUGGAUUUUAUAGUUUGCCUUAGACCUUUAUUUUCUAAUAUGCGGCCAAAAUUGUAGUGUGGAGGGGCGUCGCAUCAAGUGCUGAAUAGUGCAGAAUAGAAAGUGAGCCAUAGCAUAGGCAACCAGAACAGAGCACAGUGAGAAAGAGGUUAGAUCGGAGUUUGCGGUUUCUUGGUUUUGUUGUAGUCAGUGAGAAACAGAAACCAACUUGAUGUUUGUCAGGUAGCUACAUCCUGAGCAGAUGAUAUAACACGCAACCAUUAAACUGUAUCGUCUCUGCAAGGUACGACAUCUACUACACACACUGGACAGUCCAGGACUCAUCGUGAUAGAUUAACCGGGGGCUGCGUGCGCUCAGCUCCAUCAUCGCGUAAACCACUGGACUUCGCCGAGACCAAAGGAGCAAGUGUCAGAGAACGAGAAAAUAUACAUUUUUUUUUUUAAAGAGCCCCGAACACUCGUCAAAACCCCUAGAGAAGUGGCCGUGACCCAAGCUGUUGUGAUGCAUAUUCCCGUAGACCCUACCACCACCAGACGGUUCACACCGCCCUCCACGUCGUUCCCCUGCAGCAAGAUUGGAGACGGCAGCGGGACCAUGGGCACCCCUGGACCGCUGAGGACACGACCCGAGGCCAGGAAUGUGGUGGACGUCCUGUCAGACCACGCUGGCGAACUGGUCCGGACGGACAGCCCAAACUUCCUCUGCUCCGUGCUGCCCUCACACUGGAGGUGCAACAAGACACUCCCUGUGGCUUUCAAGGUUGUCGCACUCGGUGAUGUGCCCGACGGGACUUUGGUCACAGUGAUGGCGGGGAACGACGAGAACUACUCAGCGGAGCUUAGGAACGCGUCUGCGGUGAUGAAGAACCAGGUCGCCCGCUUCAACGACCUGCGGUUCGUGGGCAGGAGCGGACGAGGAAAGAGCUUCACUCUAACCAUCACAGUCUUCACCGGUCCUCCUCAGGUGGCCACCUACCACCGUGCCAUUAAAGUGACUGUGGAUGGGCCCAGGGAACCCAGACGACACAGGGUGAAGAUGGAGGAUCCCCAGAAGAUGCAGUUCUCUGAUAGGCUGACAGAGAUUGAGCGCUACCAGCGGGCCAGCCUGAGGAUGGGGCCUGGUAACCCCCAGCCCCGGCCCAUGUCCCAGAGCCACCUGGGGCCCUCUACCCAGUCCCAGAUACAAGGUCCCACCGCUGACCUCUUCCCCCAGAGGACCACCUUCCCUUCUCUGUCCCCGCUGACCGACCCCCGUUUCUCAGACCCACGUAUGCACUACCCAGGGGCCUUCACCUACUCAGCCAACCCCUCCAGCACAGGCAUCGGAGGCCUCAGUGUGACAGGCAUGUCUGCCUCCUCCCGCUAUCACACCUACCUGCCCCCGCCCUACCCUGGAAACCAGAACCAGGGCAGCCACUUCCAGUCCAACUCCUCCCCCUACCACCUGUACUAUGGCACCGGGUCCGGCUCCUACCAGUUCUCCAUGGUGGGCCCGGCCGGGACCGGGGGUGAGCGUUCCCCCACCCGCCUGCUGCCUUGCUCUGGAGUCUCAGCCUCUGGAGGGGGCAACAGCCUGAUGAACCAGGGCCUGAACAACCAGAGCGAGGGGGUGGAGGCAGACGGCAGCCACAGCAACUCCCCCACGGCCAUGAGCGGCUCUGGACGCAUGGACGAGUCUGUCUGGAGGCCUUAUUGACUGUCAGACAGCUAGAGGAAAUGCAGGAGAGAGAAGAGAGAAAGAGCAAAAGUAAAGAAGAUGAACGAACAAAAAAAGAUGAAUCCUCCCCCAAAAAUAAAUGCUGCAUGUUUGUAUUUUAUUUCUCGCGCACUUGCUUCGUACCCUUUUCCUAGUUGACCAAAGACAUUCACUGUCUGUCAGGAUGCCAUGGCCAGAGAUUGCCUUUAUGCAAGCCAUGGGUAUAUCCUGCACUGUGACAGGGACUACUCUCUGAGGCUCUGAAACCAUACAAAUCUCAUGCUUUUCAAUUGAUGAGUAAGAAAUGCAAAAUAACUGUAAAUAGAUGUUAUGGUGUUACAACAAAAAGCCAUAGUAAUAUAUCAGGAUCUUUUGAAAAACAGGUACAUGCAUACCAAAGACUAUGAAAGGCAAAACCUUCAUAGCCAUUCACUCUAUGCAGCUGAUGAACUGAAAAAAAUGCUAGUGCUAUUGUGGUUAACUAGCCAACACGACCAAAACGAUCCUUUUCCCUCAGAUGACAGUACCUUUCUUGGCAUUACAAGCUAAGCAUCCAGACCAGUGACUGUACUGCCUCAACGGCCUUUCACUGUCAGGUGAUAACAGAGGUCAAAUAUGAUGUUUGCUUCACGAGUGUCUCAGAACCUGCCCUAGAUGGCUUGUGGCUGUAUUGCUAAUGUAACAUAACAGUUGAUUCUGAAGCUUUUAUUUGGUGUGAGGUUUGGAGAUUCACCCUUCAGUCCAUGAAACAUCAUUAAAAACAAUACAUGGUCUCAAAGUAAUUCUGCAUUGCUUGACAAUUUAAUGUACUAUUUGUACUGAUGUCUGAGUGAAGCUCCCCUGUAAAGUUGUUAAUGUAUUGAUAAUCUAUGCAGUAGAAUAGCUGAUAUUUUGAAGACUGUACAGGACAUUAGCAGAUUUUUUUUUUUUAAGCAGGAAUUUUAUGGAUUCCUUUUGUUUUAGUUUGUUGGACUGUUUUCUUUAUUUUUACUUAUGAUAUAUACACUGAGUGUACAAAACAUUAAGAACACCUGCUCUUUCCAUGACAGACUGACCAGCUGAAUCCAGGUGAAAGCUAUGAUCCCUUAUUGAUGUCACUUGUUAAAUCCACUUCAAAUCAGUGUGGAUGAAGGGGAGGAGAAGGAUUUUUAGGCCUUGAGACAAUUGAGACAUGGAUUGUGUAUGUGUGCCAUUCAGAGGGUGAAUUGGCAAGACAAAAUAUGAAAGUGCCUUUGAAUGGGGUAUGGUAGUAGGCUCAUCGGUUUGUGUCAAGAACUGCAACAUUGCUAUGUUUUUCACGCUCAACAGUUUCCAGUGUGUAUCAAGAAUGGUCCACCACCCAAAGGACAUCCAGCUAACUUCACAAAACUGUGGGAAGCAUUGGUGCCAACAUGGACCAGAAUCCCUGUGGAACGCUCUCAACACCUUGUAGAGUCUAUGACCCGACAAAUUGAGGCUCAAUAUUAGGAAGGUGUUGUUAAUGUUUUGUACACUCAGUGCUUUUUUUUUCAUUCUGUAUGCAAACUGUUUUAGUAUAGUAUGUUUGAACUGGAUAGCACAGUUGACUUUUUAUAUUUAUUUGAGCCAAAUUUAAGGAAAUGUUCACUUAUGCCCAAAAUCAUUUAGCAUUCUCUCCAACUUCUCUUUUUAUAGAACUAUUUUGUUCAUUUGUUGUUUAAUAUAAAAAUUUGAAUCUGUGUAAUAUAUUGCUCCUAAAUUAUGAAAAAAAUACACUUCUAUUGUUAUUAUUUUGUAUUCCAAUGUAGCGUAGAUGCACUAAAAACUUUCAUGAUAUUCCACCAUCAGAACCACAGAUCUCAGCAGAUUUCACCAAUCACAUUACUUAUAAAGAUUAAAGAUCCCCCCCAGCCUCCUUAAGGCCCCAAACUCAUCGCAAAAAAACUUUUUUUUUUGCACUGUUCUAAACAUUCAAUUAUCAUAAUAAACUUUUAUGUACACAGAUUUUCCUUUCAGAGAGAGAAAAAAUGGUUACAUACCUAAGGCACACAGUUGUCAAUCCAACCCACAUUAUGUGGCUAUGCAGAUCUUGUUUCUUUGUAUAUCAGACAAAGAUACUAACCUGCACGAAGAACGACUGAAACCUCAGACUUUAAUUGGCUUCAUCUCAAACCAUUUUGGCAUGUCUGAAUAAACUGACUCACAAAACAUUAGCGAUGAAGUGAGCUCAUUUUCAAAUGCACACACACACACACCGCUCAUAUGAGAACAAGCUUCUGAUAUCCUUACUAGAACCACAGUAGAUUGAGCAGUGACAGAGGUAAAGGUACAGGUCUGCACAUUCUCAAGGGCCUUUCCCCAUGCUGUCGCAGCCAUGAUCCCUGUACCCCAGGGGGACACCUAGAGUAGGGAUGAAGAGAAGGGAGGUCAAAGUGGGAUCCUCUUACCAACAACAUGGGCAAUCCUAACAAAAAAACAAGCCCCUUUGUUCUUCAUGAGCUGUGAGUCCUUUGAAGCCUUUAUAAACGGGAUCUCUCUCCAUCCUAUUGUAAUUUACUGCUCAUUAGUGCCAGCAGCUCAGGGCUCUGCCCAGGAUUAAGAUGAUGUCAGGACAGAGCAUCUUUGUAUGAGCUGUGUUAAAGCCACUUAAUUAAGUCAUGGUGUCAGGUGUCUCAUGUUACAAACUGGCAGAGUUUUUCUUUUGUGAUAAGGAGGAGGAUGAGACUUGUUGGGGCUUCUUGAGAGCCUAUGUUCUACCAUUUAGGGAUGGUUAAUCACAUACAGUAUCUACUUCCCUAUGCCUUAUUCUUGUUCAAGACCAUCAAUAAUAUCAAUAUUCAUUCCUAUCUCCUGGUGAGUGGAGGGAAAACAUUGCAUGUCCUAGACUGUGUUCCUACUCAUCCAUUUGGGUUUGAAGGCCUAACUUUAGAUUGGGCAAAAUUCAUGCAGCUAUGAGAAACCAAAGAUGUACCUGAUAUGAUGUGGUUAUAUCAAAACCAAAGAAAUGCCUGUAAUAUUGUUCCAUUGCAAGUUUGGAUCUGUUGUUUUACACAAAUUGUUUGUGGUAACUUUUGUAAAGCCUUGGUUGGUUUCCAAGAUCUGUCGAAAACAUGUCCACAACUCUUAUGAAAGAGGUUGUGUGUAUAUCAUAUGACAUUUGCAAAACAGGGAGGCCAAAUGAUACAAUUUAAUUGUAUUUUAUUUUCUGUUGGAUCUUUUGAUGUUUAUUUUAAAGAAGCUCCUCUUCAUUUUGUUAUACCUUAAUGUUAAUUCAUUUUGCUCUCUUUCCUUUUUCUUAAUGCUCAAAGCAUGUAUGUCUGAAGCUGAUAUGUUAAUUUAAUUUUCAUCCAUGUAAUAUCUUUAAAGACUGUAUUAAGUGCUUGUAAAGUGUGCGGAUAAUGUAGUUUUUAACAAUUUUCAUUAAAAAAAACAUCAAUUUCA